AUGAAAGGCACCAGUAUGCCCAAACCUGUCCAGUAUGAGAUGACCAUGAAAAGGCACCAGUAUGCCCAGACCUGGUUGUGGUGGGAUGACCAUGAAAGGCACCAGUAUGCUCAGACCUGGUUGUGGUGUGAUGACCAUGAAAGGCACCAGUAUGCCCAGACCUGGUUGUGGUGGGAUGACCAUGAAAGGCACCAGUAUGCCCAGACCUGGUUGUGGUGUGAUGACCAUGAAAGGCACCAGUAUGCCCAGACCUGGUUGUGGUGGGAUGACCAUGAAAGGCACCAGUAUGCUCAGACCUGGUUGUGGUGGGAUGACCAUGAAAGGCACCAGUAUGCUCAGACCUGGUUGUGGUGUGAUGACCAUGAAAGGCACCAGUAUGCCCAGACCUGGUUGUGGUGGGAUGACCAUGAAAAGGCACCAGUAUGCCCAGACCUGGUUGUGGUGGGAUGA
Ylistrum balloti is the source of this 450-nucleotide messenger RNA. RefSeq lists its product as uncharacterized. The transcript has a single exon. NCBI's taxonomy places the organism in Eukaryota, Metazoa, Mollusca, Bivalvia, Pectinida, Pectinidae. The record is from RefSeq and is a predicted model, not a curated record. Bases 1 to 450 code for a protein of 149 amino acids.